UUUUAAAGUGUGGUCACGUAUUUGUCUGCUUGACAUUUCAUCUUCUCUGGUCGGUGGGAGCCGGCGGUUCUUCUGGGUAGAACCAUCAUGAAGAACAUUUCAUUAAAAGUCUCGUUCCUGGUUCUGCUGCUGGGUUUGGUCGACGCUCAGCCAAAAAAGAACAACUGGGACAUCUACAGCUUCCACAUCAACUGCUCCGUCAGCGGUCGCUACGCCACCACCCUCAUCGCCAGCCGCGUGGCCAAUCGGAUGAAUGAGUCCAAGGAAAUAGAAUUCCACGUCCGGAUUCCCAAGAAUGCAUUCAUCAGUAAAUUCAGGAUGUUCUUGGACGGACAGUACUACGAUGGUGCUGUGAAAGCCAAGGAAGAAGCCCAGCAGCAGUACACCGGGGCGGUGUCCCGGGGGGAAAGUGCCGGGCUCGUCAGGGCUGUGGGCCGGACCCUGGAGGAGUUCAAGACCUCGGUGAAUGUGGCCGCUCACCAAAAGGUGACGUUUGAACUCACCUACGAGGAGUUGCUGAAACGCAAACACGGCAAGUACAAGGUACAAAUCCACGCCCAACCCAUGCAGCCGGUCAAAGACUUCAAGGUGGACGUUUAUAUCAAGGAGAAAGAAGGCAUUAAUUUACUCCAGGUUAAAGGAAGUCUGAGCAGCAGCGGCCUGAACGACACCAUCACCAAAACACUUGCGGACAAAGAGGCCUCGGUUCACUUCUACCCCACAGUGGAGCAACAGAAAACCUGUAGCGGCUGUGGAGGGAAGGGCCUGGACGGAGAUCUGAUCGUUGUUUACGAUGUCAACAGAGACGAGCCAUUUGGAGAAAUUGAGGUGUCAGAAGGAUACUUUGUCCAUCACUUCGCUCCGUCCAAUAUUCCCCGCAUACCGAAGAGUGUGGUCUUUGUCAUUGAUCAGAGCGGCUCCAUGCACGGCAGGAAAAUUGAACAGACCAGGAUAGCCUUACUUCAUAUUCUAUCGGAUCUGGCCGAAGAGGACUUCUUUGGUCUCAUCUCGUUCGACAGUAGUAUUUUUCACUGGAAGCCUGAACUUGUCCAGGCCACACCUGGAAACCUGGAGGACGCCAAGGCGUUUGUCAGAAACAUUCGUGACAGAGGGGCCACAGACAUUAAUGAUGCAGUCCUGCAAGGAACACGUAUGCUGAAGGUUAGUUCCAGACCCGGGGUCGCGUCCAUCCUCGUCCUACUCACUGACGGAGAUCCAACCUCAGGUGUAACUAAUUUAGAAGUCAUUCAGUCCAAUGUGCGGGAGGCGAUCGCGGGAAGUUUCCCUCUCUACUGUCUCGGCUUUGGUUUUGACGUCAACUUUGACUUCCUCAAGAAGAUGUCCCUACAGAACAGUGGUUCCGCACGGAGGAUUUAUGAAGAUUCUGACGCCGAUUUACAACUGCAGGGUUUCUACGAAGAGGUGGCGACUCCUCUGUUGACCGAUGUGACAAUGAUUUAUGUAGGCGGGGCCAAUUUGACCCAGACGAACUUCAGCCAGUACUACAACGGCUCGGAGAUCGUGGUGGCCGGUGAGAUCACCAACAACGACAUUGAAACCUUCAGUCCUGGGGCUGUGGCCUUUUCUAGAACCAAAAAAAUCAUCUUUGAAAAAGCAACUCCCAUCAAGGAGCGACCUGAAGCCGUUUCUGAUGUUCACAUCCAGAGAGUUUGGGCUUUUCUCACCGUCAAACAACUUCUAGAUAAAGAACUUCAGGCGUCUGGGCCGGAGCGGGAGACAAUCAAGAAAAAAGCCCUGGAGCUGUCGCUGAUGUACAGUUUUGUGACACCGCUUACAUCCAUGGUGGUCACGAAGCCUCCAGGAGAAAACGCAGAUGUGUUGGACAAACCUAAAGAGGACAAAGAGUCGCUUCACACACAGGGUUAUUUGGCCCAUUCCCCGCCGUACCCUAGCGGCAGAUUUAUGUUGACAAGACCAAGACCAAAAGGAGCAAAAGUCCAUACAGCUCCUUCAAGAGGUUCGGCAUUUCGGCCUGGUCUGGGAAGUAGCCCGCCAUCUUUGAAAGAUCCAUUGAUGAGAACAUAUCCAUCUCUACCAGAUCUAUCGUAUGGUAAUCUUCUCCAAGUUGUCCAGCCUCCAAUAGUAGAUCAAGAAGAUGUUUUUUACUAUGGUGCAGACCAUGCUGAUCUAGACCAUUCUCCUCCAUUCAUUCUUUCUACAUUCAUUGCUCCUACAGACAUUCCUCCUACAGGAGUUCUUAUUUCUCACAGGUUUUUGCUCAAAGGUCAGCCAGUACCGAUCUGCUUCGAUGUCGAUGGAAAUAUUACCCUAAAACUGCUCCAUGUUCCUGACAGAGACCUGAUUGUGACUGGGGAGCUGGGCCACUUCCAAAGCGAAGGCUUCUUGUGGGUCACCAUUCAACUCACUGCUGACCUGGACAUCAGGAUUGGUCCAGGAGAUAUCACUGUACAUGACCAUGGUCAGAGGAGCGUCUACACUCAAGAGGAACACAACAUAACAGUUGGAAGUCUGACAGUGACUAAACACAACAGGGAAGUAGACGUUGUAGCCGGAGAUGUUCGAAUUGUCAUCUUGCUGCAUGAGAGUCACGGUAAACCGUUCCUGUGGCCGGUGUUGAAGGAACGGCCGAACAACAACGAGAACCUGGAAGGCAUUUUAGGUCUGAAGCCAACGAGUUACGAGGAGGUGCAGCAAACCCCGGUGACCAAAGUGAAGAUCAACGACCGGGAGAUUGACGUCAUCAGAUCCACAGCCACAGACCACAGCGCUGCCUCGUCCUCACCGGUGGACUGCUGGUGGAUGGCUGCUGACGACGCACUGCAGAGACCUCUCAAUCACUUCACUGUCUAAAAAAUCUCUAAGAGCAAAUAAAAGGUUGAAAAAAAAAAGGAAACACUUGUUCACCAAGAGGGAAUGGUUCUACCUCCUAACAUUGAAAAUAAAUGGGAUUGAUCUUAGA
Molecule: messenger RNA, 2941 nt
Organism: Cynoglossus semilaevis (tongue sole)
Lineage: Eukaryota; Metazoa; Chordata; Actinopteri; Pleuronectiformes; Cynoglossidae
Product: inter-alpha-trypsin inhibitor heavy chain H3-like
Exons: 22
Coding region: 88-2832 (914 amino acids)
Source: RefSeq, a predicted model, not a curated record